Thyridium curvatum is the source of this 1554-nucleotide messenger RNA. RefSeq lists its product as uncharacterized. Gene Ontology annotation, molecular function: hydrolase activity, hydrolyzing O-glycosyl compounds. NCBI's taxonomy places the organism in Eukaryota, Fungi, Ascomycota, Sordariomycetes, Thyridiales, Thyridiaceae. The transcript is spliced from 4 exons. Bases 1 to 1554 code for a protein of 517 amino acids. The record is from RefSeq and is a predicted model, not a curated record.
AUGUUAACUCUGCUUUUAACACUAGUUCACUGGCUGGCCAUUCCGGUUCGGGCUGAGUCAACAUGGCCGGCCAGUCCCUUUAUCACCUCUGGCCGGUGGAUUGCCAAUGCAAACGGAGCCAAUUUUGCCUACGCGGGGGUAAACUGGCCAGCGGCAGGAGAGGUGAUGAUUCCAGAAGGUCUUCAAUACCAAUCUAUCGAGACGAUCGUGGCCAAGGUCAAGAGCCUGGGCAUGAAUGCCAUUCGCUUGACGUACGCCAUUGAGAUGAUAGACCAGAUCUACGACCAUAACGGAAGUGAUAUCCUUCUUGAAAAGGCAUUUAUCGAUGCCCUUGGACAGCGGAAUGGCAGUGAAGCAUACCAGGCUGUUGUUACACAAAAUCCCUCAUUCGGCCCUCAGACUACCCGGCUGCAGGUGAGCUUUUCCCCAACUGGCACCCCCAGCCAUCAAACUGAACAGGAGGUAUAUCUAGACAACCAUGUCUCCAAAGCCAAGUGGUGUUGCACCCCUUUGGAUGGCAACGCAUGGUGGGGAGACCAGUAUUUUUCAACCGCCAACUGGACUAGAGGUCUAUCAUAUAUGGCCGAUCAUGGGAAGAAAUGGCCAAGCCUGACCUCAAUGUCGCUCCGGAACGAACUGCGCCAGCCAUUGCUCAACAUAACACUGUACAAAGAUACCUACAACUGGGAAUAUUGGUACGCUCGUGCCAAAGAGGGCGCUGAUGCUGUCCAUAAAGCAAACCCUAACGUCCUCGUAUUCCUCUCUGGGAUCGACUCCGACACUAUUCUGACCCCGGUAGUGGAGGGGACUUCGCUGCCACCUGGCACUGGGAAAUUCACCAGAGCCGACUUCAGCGGCUAUCAAGACAAGAUUGUUCUAGAGCUGCACAACUACCAAAACCAAGCCGACAACUGCACAGCGCUGCAGGCCGACCUGCUCAAAGCAGGAUUCGAGGCGCUCGUGGACGGCGCCACCAACCAAUUUCCCCUCGCCAUGACCGAAUUCGGCUUCGCCCAGGAUAAUGAUACCUGGAAGGGCGUGUAUGCCGCGUGCCUGGGAAAGUUCCUCCCCGAUCAAAAGGCCAGCUGGUUCAUAUGGGUCCUGUCAGGUAGCUACUACAUCAGAGAAGGGACACAGGACUACGACGAGCCGUGGGGCCUCUUGACUCACGACUGGUCUGCAUGGAGGUCGCCAGGGUUUGUGGAAAGAGGUCUCAUCCCCAUGGUCAAUGCAACGCUGUCGGCACUACCUGCCAUUAAUCAGACCAAGUCCAGCCCGGGGCCAAGCAGUGGCGACACAGACAAGAAAUCGUCCGGACCGCCGGCCUACACGGCCUGGAGCCUGUCACGCCUGUGUUGCACAGCAUCCCUACUCAACAACUUCGACUACGCAGCGCGAUGUCCCACCCCUGUCGGAUGGCAGCAUCUCCACCUCUCUCUCCACGUCUCAGGACCCGUGAUACCUGUUUUCGGUAAAACGUGGCGUGUCAACAAUUUUGGAAGUACAAGCCUGCAGGCGGGUCGCACGUAUUGCGAAGACCGACACGACGUGUAA